Triplophysa dalaica is the source of this 2185-nucleotide messenger RNA. It is a transcript of the gene ebpl, whose product is annotated as EBP like. The record is from RefSeq and is a predicted model, not a curated record. NCBI's taxonomy places the organism in Eukaryota, Metazoa, Chordata, Actinopteri, Cypriniformes, Nemacheilidae. Gene Ontology annotation, biological process: sterol metabolic process. Gene Ontology annotation, cellular component: membrane; endoplasmic reticulum. The transcript is spliced from 4 exons. Bases 1434 to 2057 code for a protein of 207 amino acids. Gene Ontology annotation, molecular function: cholestenol delta-isomerase activity.
UCUCCUCUAGUCUGCUGGCUGACUUGUAAUUGAUCCCUUACAUUCUGCUCCCUUCACAUUCUUUUCAUAUGGAUCGCAAUUACCCACGAUUCUCAACCUAUACGACCUCCCUCCUCCACCUCCUCACCUUUCUAUGGCAACACAUCUCUCACUCAUCACUCCCUCAGGACGUGCUUUAUGUAUUGAUGAACCUAACCAAAAUAAACUUGCUGUUAGCCAUCCUUUCAUUGCUCUCUUAUGAUUGACCUUCUGAUAUGUUUGUGUCUGUUCUCCUUUGUCUGUUACCCUUUCCUCAUCUUCCUUUGUCUGGCCUUUUAACUUGUCUCAGAUCCUUCUCGGUCUCAAACGUUUUGUUUAGUGGUGCCUUGAACUGUGUAAAGAUUGAGAUACCUGUGUUCAAAUAAAUGUAAUGCUAGUCACAUCAGGGCAGAGUGUCCAUGGGGAUGUAAUGUCAGUGUUUACAUACGUGACCCUGGACGAUAAACCAGUCUUAAGGGUCAACGUUUCGAAAUUGAGAUUUUUACAUCAUCUGAAAGCUGAAGAAAUAAGAUUUUUUAUUGAUAAUAUGGUUCGUUAGGAAAUGAUAAUAUCUGGCGCAACAACAACUGUUUACAAAGCUGGAAUCUGACGUUGUGAAAAAAGCAAUUUCUUUUAGAAAAUCGACUUUGAAUUUGUUUAUCAGUGGCACUGUAGUAAGCCAUCAACUCACAAAAUUAAUUUUUUUAUACAUUUACGGCAGGAAAUUUAUAAAACAACUUCAUGGAACAUAAUCUUGACUGAAUAUCCUAAUGAUGUUUGCCGAUUACUAAAAAUGUUCCCGUGCUACUUAAGGUUUUGUUGUCCAGGUCACAUAUGCAUUUAUAUUUUGGGCAAAUUUUACUCUUACCUCAAGAUGGAAGUACAAGGGAUUUUUCUUAAGUUUUUAACCUUUUGUCACAUUUGUAAUAUUCGGAAUACUUUUGAACCUUUAAGUAGGUGACCACUAACCACAUGUUGUGGCGAUAAAAAAUAUUAACAUUCAUAAGUGGCUAAAAAGGAAACUUCAAACUUUGAAACGCUUUUCAUAGACAGUUUAAUCGGACGCAUGCAUCUAGCCCGAAGUUAACUUCCGGUAUGUGCAUGGUUCUAAUAUAGCAACAUAUUUUGUUUUUUUAUAUUCAUAUUUAUUACCAAAGUUUUACUACAAAUAUCAUGGCUAAUCUAUGGAAUAAUGUGAAUAUUGUAAAUUUGUAGUUUUAAGUCGCAAGGGUGAGCGGCUUGGCGCCAAAAUGUUCACACAGUUCUGUGACGUGGACUGUCGAAAGUGGAGAGAGUGCCGGGCAAGCCUAUGGGUGCAAAGUUCUGCCGUUAGAACGAUGGGCGGAGCCUGCAGCUGUCAUUCAUUCAACACACCAACACACAUGUCAUUGCAUUGCAAGUUAUGAAAGUACAUAAUGGCAGAAUCCGGCGAAACUGCACUUUUCAAUAAAGUCACUGUUUAUUCUCUCCUCGCGUGUGUGGGGCAGUUUGCGGUCGGAUACGUUUUUGCGCAAAAGUGGGGGAACAAAUGUUCGACUGCUGAUAGAUGGGUCCUCGUGUGGCUGUUUUACGACGCAAUAGUUCAUUUUACUCUGGAGGGACCCUUUGUGUACAUGUCACUGGUUGGAAAUGUUGCAACUUCUGACAACCUGUUUGCAGAGCUGUGGAAAGAAUAUGGCAAGGCAGAUGAACGCUGGUUGUACUCUGACCCAACGAUAGUAUCUCUAGAGCUUCUGACGGUGGUUUUAGAUGGCUCUUUGGCCCUGCUUCUGAUCUACGCCAUCAUCAAAAACAAACACUACAGGCACUUCAUUCAGAUCACUCUGUGUGUGUGCGAGUUGUACGGGGGCUGGAUGACCUUCUGUCCAGACUGGCUCAUCGGAAGCCCCAACCUGAACACCGACAACUGGCUGUACAUGUGGGUCUACCUGGUGUUCUUCAACGGGAUCUGGGUGGUGGUGCCUGCACUCCUUCUCUGGCAAUCAUGGAGGGCUUUAGCAGAUUUAAAAAGGACUCCAUCAGUAUCCAAACAAGACUAGAUAGACUCUAAUAUUAAAUACAGCGAAUUAACUUUGCAGUUAUAUAAGCUAUUCAGAGGGAAACGGAUUAGACUGCAGUUAAUACAUUACGCAUUUAUUGCGUAUGCAGAAGGCGUGGGUUUGCAUAA